Molecule: messenger RNA, 1068 nt
Organism: Hypoxylon trugodes
Lineage: Eukaryota; Fungi; Ascomycota; Sordariomycetes; Xylariales; Hypoxylaceae
Exons: 1
Coding region: 1-1068 (355 amino acids)
Source: RefSeq, a predicted model, not a curated record
AUGACUACAAGACAUCCCGCCUUUCGACAAUAUGCUCCCUUCGGACCUCACCAAAACGUGAAUAUGGGGAAGAAUGUACAUAAAGCCCGCGACUUGCUCAACCACACGGUUAUAGCAUUCCAUACUCGGUCCGACAGGGACCUAAGUGAAGUGCAGAUUGAAGCACGCGACAAGUUCGUCGUUAUGUUCAAGAAACAGAAACAAGCCUACGGAGGCCAAGUGAAACUCGAUGCUUCCAUGAAAAAGGUUAUGGACCAGCGUCUGAACGACGUUAAAGCGUUCUUUACCUUUCUUGAUGAAUUCUUCUUCUUUGGCCAACUAGGGUCACAUGUUGAACUCAAUGUUGGUAUUGAUUGCGUAGGAAAAGAUCCUAUGGGAUUUGACGAUAGAAUUGAAGGAGAAACAUACCCAGCUAAGAAGCGCGACGAGGAAAGCACCAUAAUCAAACUCAAUAUCGGCUCUAAAGGAAAGUUGUGUACACUUGAUGUUAUCAUAGGUCAGCUUAUGCACGAAAUGGUUCAUGCUUAUUUCCAAGUAUUCGCAUGCGAUUGCGCACAGUGCAACAAGAAUGUACUCAACACGGUGGGGAUCAAGAACGAUGCUCACGGCCCCCUUUUCCUUAUUCUCCACCGCCUUAUUCUAACUGAAAUGAGGACGUGGGGAGGUAGAAGCAGCGGUCUAAACUCGUUACUUGCUAAAGACUGCCCUAGGGAUUUCAUCAGUAAGAGCGCUAAAUCACGAGCUACGAAGGCAAUGCAAUCUUUAGACCCCCAUAAAAAGGCAGAGCUCUACGGAUAUGGCCAAUACGUUACCUCGAGAACUCUCCUCGGUUUGAACGCAGAUGGAGACCGAGUUCGCGUCAAAGAUGGUCUUGUCGAGGCCCAAAUCAAGUUAGAAGACGCUCUGUGGAUCAGGGAAGAACGGGGGAGGAGGUUUGAUGAUACAGAAUACUAUCAAAGCGACUCGGAGUGGGAGGAGGAGUCUAUUACCACUGAUAACAGUUUUGAAACUAAUCACGAAAAUGAGGAUCUGAUGGAGAGAGUUAGGGGGAAGGCUAAGUCUGUCUAG